Messenger RNA from Adelges cooleyi (spruce gall adelgid), 911 nucleotides. RefSeq lists its product as uncharacterized. Bases 1 to 759 code for a protein of 252 amino acids. The transcript has 4 exons. Lineage: Eukaryota; Metazoa; Arthropoda; Insecta; Hemiptera; Adelgidae. The record is from RefSeq and is a predicted model, not a curated record.
AUGCCGCCGUCCGGGAACGAAAACCCAAAUCCCAUGGACAUGGAUUCAUUUCGAACGGCGUCUCCUUCCAUUCCCAGUCCGGUACAUAGCGAUUCGUCGGGAGACGAGAGCGACAGUACUAUAGCAGAAGCCAUCAAUUACUGGUUCCAAAGACUCGAUGAUCCUGAAAUUAAUCGCAUACAAUUAUUAGACGACAACGAUAGCGAGACAGCAGACGAAGACGAAGAACGUACGCUAAAAAGGAACUCUGAAGAUGAUGAUGAUGCCGAACAACCGGCGAGGAAGAUAUCCAAGAGACACGCUUCUAGCGACACUGAAGAAAACGAUGUUGACAUGUUACCUGGACCUUUCUGCUCGAAUACCUCACCACACCAACGGUCCAGAGAUUCGAGACCGCCGGCUCCGUCUGUGGCUAGUGUUUGCCCGCAGCAGUCGGCCCAACUGCCCUGCCAACUGGAUCCACUGUCUGUCGAGGAACGUCAUCGUAGUUUGAGUAGUUCGACAUGUACAAUAAUUGUGCCUCCGAUCCCAGUACAUGACUAUUUUGAAUUUACUGACUCGGACGACCAUAGUCCAAAUAUCGACUCCGACAGUGUCCACGAACGUCCACGGACAAGAAGACCUGAUCCUAUGCCGGACGAUUUGGACGAAUAUGCAGUCGACUACAUGUCGGACUCGAUUGACGACGACGACGACGACGAUGGGUUUCGCUUGGUCAUCGACGAGAGUAAUGGAAUGGAGAUGGAUGGAUCAAGAUAAUCGAUAGAUCUCACAACAGAAUGAUUGCACUUGUGACUUUUUUGUGAACAUUGGACCACAAGCCUGAAAAUUAAUUUCAACGUAGGAACAAGUAAGAAAGACGUUGACGCAGUGGCAUCGCGACUCCAACUGUUGGUGCCGUCAAGCCCCGC